CACAGGCCUCCGUUGCUCCCACACCACUCGAUCAUGUGCGGGAUCUUCUUUUCCUUGUCCAAGAGACCAACUGUACCAAAUUCAGAAACCAAGUCUUUACUGAUCCAACGCGGCCCUGACAGCUGUCAGACGCACACAGCUCAACGGCAGGUCCAGGCACAAGAUGGAGUGUCUGCGCCAAUAACCCAGUAUCACACAUUCAUCUCGACAGUGUUAUCACUGCGAGGUGAUCAUGUCUACAAGCAGCCCCUUGUAGAUUCAGAAACUCAAUCUGUGCUCUGCUGGAAUGGGGAAGCUUGGAAGAUUGCAAACGAGCGGGUCUCGGGCAAUGACACAGAGCUUGUAUUUGGUCUAUUCCUUGAGGCUAUGAAAGGUGAUGCUCGACAGGCUAUUGAGAACUUUGCGACUGCUGUUGCGAGUAUCUCGGGUCCGUUUGCGUUUGUCUUUUAUGAUGCUGUGCAUGGAAGGCUGUUCUUUUCCAGGGAUUGCCUCGGAAGGAGAUCACUCCUGCGGGGCGUGGAUGUGGAUGGCAGUUUGAAGAUUUGCAGCUUAUGCGAUGGUUCUUCCUCUACGCACUUUGAAGAAGUUGGCUUCGAGGGUGUCUAUAUGAUUGAUCUCGAAAAUAAUCAAGAGUCAUUUACAGACCCUGCAGAGCCAUAUAAGAUUGACAUCCUGCCAUGGAGUUCCGAUACGUCUCCUCCUGCAGGUCAUAUAAAAAAUCCCAUUCCACCAAUGAACAUGUCUGUCCCAGAGGAACAACCUCCUGCACUAAGACUAGAGACACCCUUUGUCAAGGACCUCCAAACCAAACUACACCAAUCUCUCACCUUAAGAAUUGAAGAUGUACCAGAACCGCCUGGUUACAUUCAAAAUCAAAGUGCCAAGAUCGCAGUCCUCUUUUCCGGCGGCCUGGACUGCACACUCCUCGCCCGUCUAGCCCACGACAUCCUCCCAAUCAAUGAACCUAUCGACCUACUCAAUGUGGCAUUUGAAAAUCCCCGCGUUGCCGCCGCAGCAGCAGCAACCUCAAAACAAAACACGUCUUCAUCUUCAUCACCUCUAUCAGAACCCACUUCUUUCUACGAAACCUGUCCAGACCGAAUCACAGGCCGCUCAGCACACGCCGAGCUCCAAGAAACCUGUCCCGGCCGAACAUGGCGCUUCAUCGCCAUCGACAUCCCCUACACUGAAACCCUCGCACACCGCGAGUCCGUCAAGCGACUCAUGAGGCCGCAUAACACCGAAAUGGAUCUAUCCAUCGCUUGCGCACUAUACUUCGCCUCUCGCGGUCAAGGAACCAUCUCUGAACCUGAAUCUGGAACUAUCCCAUACACAACAACCGCCCGCGUCCUCCUCUCCGGCCUCGGUGCAGACGAGCUCUUCGCCGGCUAUGGCCGUCACGGGGUAUCAUUCGCCCGAGGUGGCUUCCCAGGACUCAUCUCCGAGAUCCAGUUAGACGUAAGUCGACUCGGACAGCGCAAUCUCGGCCGCGAUGACCGCGUGCUCUCGCACUGGGGUCGGGAAACUCGGUUUCCGUACCUGGAUGAGGAGUUUGUUGGGUGGGUUCUUCGAGCGCCGGUGUGGGAGAAGUGUGGGUUUGGCCUUGCGGAGCCGCAGGGCGAAGAUGAAGAACAAACUCUUCGGGGCAUUGAUAAGGAGAAGAUGGGGUUGCGACUUGUGGCGCUGAGAUUGGGGUUGAGGUCUGUUGCGAGGGAGAAGAAGAGGGCUAUUCAGUUUGGGGCGAGGACGGCGAAGAUGGAGAAGGGGAGGACGAAGGGAACUGAUGCGUUGAGUUGA
Messenger RNA from Penicillium subrubescens, 1797 nucleotides. Its product is annotated as asparagine synthetase domain-containing protein. The coding region runs from base 34 to 1797 and encodes 587 amino acids. The record is from RefSeq and is a predicted model, not a curated record. NCBI's taxonomy places the organism in Eukaryota, Fungi, Ascomycota, Eurotiomycetes, Eurotiales, Aspergillaceae. Gene Ontology annotation, molecular function: asparagine synthase (glutamine-hydrolyzing) activity. The transcript has 2 exons.